Messenger RNA from Humulus lupulus (European hop), 1312 nucleotides. Its product is annotated as protein SEEDLING LETHAL 1, chloroplastic. Gene Ontology annotation, molecular function: double-stranded DNA binding. Gene Ontology annotation, biological process: regulation of DNA-templated transcription. NCBI's taxonomy places the organism in Eukaryota, Viridiplantae, Streptophyta, Magnoliopsida, Rosales, Cannabaceae. The record is from RefSeq and is a predicted model, not a curated record. The coding region runs from base 188 to 1201 and encodes 337 amino acids. The transcript has a single exon.
AAAAAGUCCAAACAUCUUAGAACACUCCCUUGGAUUUCAAACAGAUAGAACAGAGCAUAAAGAUAUCACAGCACAGCACAACUCUCUUUGAGCCUUAUCCUUUGUCCACCAUCAUCACCAUCAUCGCCAUCAUCACCAUGUAGAAGAGGUAAAACAACCUCUAUACUCUAACUCCAAACCCCACCAAAUGCAAGAAACUCAAAUCUUCUCCUCCAUUUCCAUCUCCAUUUCCAACACCAGAGCUACCACUUCUUCCAACCCCUCCAGACCCCAUCUCCCUCUCCCUCCUAACCAUGAUUUUCCCUCUCUUUCUCACCCCAGAAACCCCCGUUUUCCCUCCCUUUCCACCAAAACAAACACCACUCUUCCUCCUCCUUCAAAACCCACUUCCUCUUCUUCUUCCUCGUCUUCUGACUUCGAACAGAAAAUGCUUUAUCUCGACUCUAUCGGUAUCGACUUCCUCUCCCUAAUCGACGACCACCCACCUAUCCUUACCUUCCCUCUCUCCGACAUGAAAUCCACCGUCGAUUUCGUCGUCUCCACCGUGGGCUUCACCGCUCUCGAGUUCCGCCGCGUCGUCGGUAUGUGCCCGGAGGUUUUAUCCUCGCGGGUCUCCGACGUUGUUCCCGUGUUCACCUUCCUCACACGCGAGGCUCGCGUCAACGGCUCCGAUCUCAAACGGGUCAUCAACCGACGACCCAGAUUGCUCGCUUGCAGUGUCAAGAACCGGCUCCGUCCCACGCUCUACUUCCUCCAGAGCAUUGGCAUAGCCGAGGUGAACAAGCACACUGACUUGCUUUCUUGUUCCGCCGAGGAAAAGUUCUUACCCAGAAUCGAGUACCUCGAGAAGAUCGGGUUGUCGCACCGUGACGCGGUGUCCAUGGUUCGGAGGUUCCCCCAGCUGUUUUGUUACAGUAUUAAGGAGAAUUUCGAGCCCAAAUUUGAUUACUUUGUGGUGGAAAUGGGGAGAGAGUUGAGGGAGUUGAAGGAGUUUCCACAGUACUUCUCGUUCAGCUUGGAUAAGAGGAUUAAGCCUAGACACCAGAGUUGUGUAGAGAAAGGUGUGUGUUUUCCUUUGCCUAUACUGUUAAAGACAAGCAAUGCCAAAUUCAUAGAUAGGUUGGAAGUUUGUUGUAGCACUUCCUUGCCUUUUAAAUCAUCUCCUUUGUGGUGUACAGAUGGUGAUAUUCAUUCAAUAUAAAUUGGAAUUAAAACAAAAGAAGAAGAAAAAUGCAAAUUGUAUAAAAUGCUCUGAUUUUGAAAGUUUUAAUGGGUUUAGUUGCCUAGUGUGAAUACAUUGCUUGGCACUGCA